AUGGAGGUUCUAAAUGUCCAUGCCUCAAAGUCUGACGUCAUCAAGUCGGCGAGCCCUAAGUCAACGUUAAAGCACAUAUGGACAGAGAGCAGUAAGGACAUGUCCAUCAGUAGGCUGCUGUCACAGACUCUGCAUGGCAAAGAGAACAGCACAGCUUUGGACCUACACUAUGACACUCCAGAGCCCUAUUCUGAGCAGGACCUGUGGGACUGGCUGAGGAACUCCACGGACCUGCAGGACUCCCGGCCGCGGGCCAAACGGCGGCCUAUGGUCAAGACGGGAAAGUUCAAGAAGAUGUUCGGCUGGGGGGACUUCCACUCCAACAUCAAGACGGUGAAACUCAACCUGCUGAUCACCGGAAAGAUUGUGGAUCACGGAAACGGCACGUUCAGCGUCUACUUCCGCCACAAUUCGACGGGCCAGGGUAACGUGUCUGUCAGCCUGGUCCCACCUACCAAGAUAGUGGAGUUCGACGUGGCGGCGCAGCAGUCGGUCAUUGACGCCAAGGACUCCAAGUCCUUCAACUGCCGUAUCGAGUAUGAGAAGGUGGAGAAGGGCGCCAGGAACACCCUUUGCAACUUCGACCCGUCCAAGACCUGCUACCAGGAACAGACCCAGAGCCACGUCUCCUGGCUCUGCUCGAAACCCUUCAAAGUGAUCUGCAUCUUCAUUUCCUUCUACAGCACCGACUACAAACUGGUGCAGAAAGUCUGCCCAGACUACAACUACCACAGCGACACUCCUUACUUCCCCUCCGGCUGA
This is a messenger RNA of Lampris incognitus (smalleye Pacific opah), 762 nucleotides long. RefSeq names its product neurexophilin 1 (gene nxph1). NCBI's taxonomy places the organism in Eukaryota, Metazoa, Chordata, Actinopteri, Lampriformes, Lampridae. The coding region runs from base 1 to 762 and encodes 253 amino acids. Gene Ontology annotation, molecular function: signaling receptor binding. The transcript has 2 exons. The record is from RefSeq and is a predicted model, not a curated record.